AUGGAGACGGCAGACAUGCUGCCGAUGGAUGCGCUGGUGAUAGUUGGCUGCAGCUGGCUCGCGUUCUUCCUCUUCGCCUAUGCAUUCUUCUCCAUGUGGCUAUUCCAAGACUACGAAGUCAGGGACACAGGCGUGUUUUCCCGCUUUCUCUUCUGCGUUACGUUCAUGCUGUCGUUCAGCAUCUUUGAAGUUCUCAUCUUCGAGCUCGCGGACAUCCUCACGCCGGAGAUGCGGCAGCUUGUAUGGCAAAUCGACCUUGUGGGCCUCGCAUUUCUUAUCGCGUACAUGAUCCCUGUUGUGCUGUUCUACACCAUGUCCAGAGAGAAGCGCCUUCGUCGCUACCACGCUAUUGCGGUCACAUGUGUGUUGGAAGUGAGCUUCCUUUACGCAUUUUGGAAGUCAGGCGAGUAUGUACCAUCCCUGCCAUACGAAAGAACCACCACCAGGGAUUCUCCACAGGAUACCUCGUUCCUGUUUGGCCUGUUCACGCUUGAGGGAUUCAUCAGUCGAGUUGGCUUUCUCGGGGUAAACUUCAUGGCGGUUUUGUCUGGCUUUGGGGCUGUCAACAUGCCGUACGAAUCCAUGACGAUGUUCUGGCGCAGCGUGGCCGAGGACGACAUCCUCGGCCUUGAACGACGAGUGCGACAAAACUUGGACAUGAUCGUGGUCAAGAAGAAGCGAAUUGUGUACGAAGUGCACUCGGCGAGGGUAGCAGGAAAAGCAUCAGGAAGGUCGUUAAACCCGCUGGGACGAUUGUGGGGCGCCAUCUUUCCGAAAGAAGACAAAGAGUCGUAUGUGCAAACCCUACAAAGCGAAGUGAAAGUUUUGGAAAAUCUGGGAAAAGAAUUGUUUCUCGAACUGCAUGCAAUGCGUGAGUUGCAGCAACGGGCCGUCGAGAAGCGCACGUUGAAGGGACGCAUCUUCAAUUGGAUUGGCAUGGCCUUUUGCGGAUUUUGCGUGUACAAGAUGAUCAUGAGCACGAUCAACGUCGUGUUUCGGCGCGAUCGAGACACGGACCCGAUUACGAGUGCAGUGGUCAAGAUUUUAUACCUGUGGCCAUCGCUCACGUCCUGGGUACGUCACUGGUCUAAUUAGACUGUCCGACUUGACGCAUCGUGGUGUAGAUUAACGUGCGAUUCCUUGCCAACUUGUCAUCCUUGGUUUUUGUUGGUAUUCUCGUCUUUACGCAGACGCGCGGGUUCUUGAUUCUAGUCCUCAAGGUUCUUUCCACAGCGACGACGUUGUUCAUUUUUGACGAAUGGUAUGUGGUAGUUUUUUCGGUUCUUUUCGAGCAGUGUGUCGUCCAACUCGGUUGUGUUGUCGCUGGCAAACCUGAUGGGGAUGUAUUUUGUCUCGUCCUUUGUCAUGAUGCGGAUGAACCUGCAGGCGGAAAACAAACGGCACAUCGAUGCGGUGCUGGGACGCAUCGACUACUACGGGUUUGCGUCUUGGUUUGACGUGAUCUUUGUCGUGAGUGCCACGUGCAGCAUCGGGCUUCUUGGGCUCCUCAACUACUCGAAGGUGUCCCGGACCGCUCAGGACAGUUUCAGUGUGUUCGACAAAUAUCCUUGAGAGGAAACCCCUGGACAUUAAUUUAAUCGUCGUCAUAUCGCA
Aphanomyces invadans is the source of this 1614-nucleotide messenger RNA. RefSeq lists its product as hypothetical. Bases 1 to 1095 code for a protein of 364 amino acids. Gene Ontology annotation, cellular component: membrane. The transcript has 4 exons. Lineage: Eukaryota; Oomycota; Saprolegniomycetes; Saprolegniales; Verrucalvaceae. The record is from RefSeq and is a predicted model, not a curated record.